This is a messenger RNA of Asparagus officinalis (garden asparagus), 1341 nucleotides long. RefSeq names its product APO protein 4, mitochondrial-like. Gene Ontology annotation, molecular function: RNA binding. NCBI's taxonomy places the organism in Eukaryota, Viridiplantae, Streptophyta, Magnoliopsida, Asparagales, Asparagaceae. Bases 186 to 1142 code for a protein of 318 amino acids. The transcript is spliced from 3 exons. The record is from RefSeq and is a predicted model, not a curated record.
UCCCCUCUCCCUCUUCCUCUAUUCGCCGCCCCUCCACCCCCCUCAAUUAAAGAAAAAACCCUAAAACCCUAGCUCCCCUCCCCGCUCGUGUUCCGUUCCCACACCCUCUUCCUCAGCCCGACCAGACCAUCGCAGCGCGCCCGUCGUUUUUGGAUCUUAUCGUCUCAUCUCCUUAAAAGGUUUUUAUGGCUCUAAGACAGAAAUUCCAGCAUUAUCUCAGGGAAGAAGUCAACUGGUCCCUUAUGCAUUUAAGAUAUUAUAGGUCGAACGUUGACUGGAAAAGACUUCGUCCUAUGAUCCUUAAAAGAAUAAAUAAUAGGGUCAAUGACUAUCCGUUGAAGAGCAUGACUCCUGUAGCAAAUGAUGUCCUUGAGUCCCAAAAACUUCUGAUCCAAGGUGUCUCUACUCUUCUCAAAGUAAUCCCAGCGAAAUCUUGCAAGUACUGUCCCGAGGUAUACAUUGGUAGCAGGGGCCACCAAAUCAAAAGCUGCCAUGGCUUCAAGCGUAUCAAGAAGGACCAGGAGCACAGAUGGAUUGACGCCACCGUUAAUGACAUCCUUAGCCCUGUUGAAGCCUUCCACCUCCAAACCAUGUUCCAGCCAAUGAUAAGCCACGACCAGCGUUUUGACUUCGAUCGCAUCCCUGCAGUCCUCGAACUCUGUUUCCAAGCCGGAGCCAAAGUUUCAGAUGGAACCUCUUACAACCUAACACUAGAUGCAAAAGAAUUGUAUCAGAUUGGUCAAGAGACUCUGGAUGCAUGGGAAAAACUUAGGGAUGGAGUCCAGAAGCUCCUGUUUGUGUACCCAGCCAAAGUUUGUGAGCACUGCUCAGAGGUUCACAUUGGGCCCUCUGGCAAUAAAGUUCGCGCUUGUGGGGUUUUUAGGUAUGAGGGGUGGCGUGGGGCCCACCGGUGGAGGAAGGCGGGGGUGGAUGAUUUGGUGCCUCUGAAGCUCGUGUGGCACCAACGGCCGCAUGAUCCUGAGGUGCUUGGGGAUGCUGGACGGGGGUAUUAUGGUCAUUCCCCGGCUGUGGUGGAGCUAUGUAUGCAGGCUGGUGCUAGAGUGCCAAAGAAGUACUUCUGUAUGAUGAAGCUGCUGGGAUUAACCCCUAAUGUUGUUGAAGAAAAAGGUAUGAAGGUUUAGAUGAGGUUUAAAUGAGAAAAUAUUGGGAUUUGUAUGACCUCUUUUAUAAAAAAAUAAUAAAGGGGAAGUAUAUCUACUUCAGCUAUUUCCGUCGUUGAGAGAAUUAAUAUGGCGCUUUGAAAGCAAAAAGAAAAAUGUUUGGAAUGUGCAAAUAUGAUGGAUUAUUGUAAUAUUCAGUUCAAUAACCCUGGGGUUAUGU